ACUCGACGACACCCGGCAUGCGAAGCGCGCGCGCACCGGCCCGCUGACGCCCGGGAUGGCAGCGCGCCGCGCAGCCGCCGCGCAUUCAACCAACUGUGAUACGUUUAUUUAAUUUCAAUUUAGAUAGUAUUAAGGAAACUUGUACGUCCGUGAUUAUUAGACUUUGAGAGACAGUGUUUUGUGUGAAGCCGCCCAUAUGAUCGUCCCGAUGGCAGCGUAUGCGCAAUUCGGCUAUUCGUACCCGCCGGCCUCGCAGUUGCUCGUAGGCAACAGCGGGGCGGGCACUGGCGGCGCCGCCACCUCGCCAGACGGUGGGUCAAGUUCAGCACCGCCGCUCUCGCCCGGCGGAUCCGGCGUCGCCGGCGGCGCUCUCUCGCCCGGCGGUAACAGCCACGCGAGCACGCCGGCGGCAUCGUGCUGCGACACACCCCGGCCCAUCAUCACUGACCCUGUCUCUGGGCAGACGGUCUGCUCGUGCCAGUACGAUGGCGCAAGACUUGCACUCACUUCGUACCCGAGGCUGUCGAGCGCUGCGGUUGGCGUGUAUGGUGCGCCGUACCCGUCCACCGAUCAGAAUCCUUACCCCAGUAUCGGUGUUGACAGUUCCGCAUUUUAUUCCCCACUGAGUAACCCUUACGCGCUGAAAGAGGGUGGUGGUGAGAUGUCUGCGUGGACGUCAGCCGGUCUCCAACCCUCCGGUGGCUACUACCCCUACGACCCAACACUCGCCGCCUACGGAUAUGGAGCUGGAUACGAUUUAGCUGCACGGAGGAAGAAUGCUACCAGGGAAUCUACUGCGACGCUAAAAGCCUGGCUCAACGAGCAUAAGAAGAACCCAUAUCCAACAAAAGGCGAGAAAAUAAUGCUUGCAAUCAUCACCAAGAUGACGCUAACUCAAGUGUCUACAUGGUUUGCUAAUGCCCGCCGUCGCCUCAAAAAGGAGAACAAGAUGACCUGGGAGCCGAAGAAUAAGACCGACGAUGAUGACGACACGAUGCUUUCUGACGAAGAAAAGGAUAAGGAUGAACAAGAUGAAAAAAUUAAGACUCAUAAAGAUGAGGAGCGGAAAGGAGAUGACAUGCUGCAAGGUAUGCAUCACCAACUGCUGGGAUACGGGAUCAAGGAGGAGGCAAAACGUGGCACAUCUGAUUGCGGCGUACCGAUACCCGCAUCGAAACCGAAGAUAUGGUCGCUGGCAGACACGGCAGCGUGCAAGACUCCCCCGCCGGCGGCUCAGCCGUGGCCACAACAUUCGUAUGGUCCAGAGCGUGCUUCUGCCGCUGACUCGGGUUCUAAUGGCUUUGCGUUGCCAGCUACAGCAGCGGCGAGCCCUGCCAGUGGCUCUUACGGUCGUUACGGCGGAUUUCCCGGCGGUCAAUAUGGAGGUCAACACCCAUGUGUCCAUCCAGCGGCUUUCCCUGAUGUGCAGACAGAUACCCCUCCUCAAACUCCGCCCAACAUGAAGGUGCCGAGUGUCGCAAACCCGCUAGGAAGUGGUGGUGGCUCUGGCUACUGCUUCCCGCGGCACCAGCAGUCGCCGCAACGCGAUCCCUACCACAACCCCCAUCAUGCUGCCAACAGUCAUCAACCCAAUCAACCCCAUCACAACGAAGGAUCUGCGGCCUUCAAGCCGUUCUAUAAAAGGUAAAGCACGUGAAACCUGGGUCGCUGCACACUCAUCAACCACUAAGGACUGUCAAAAAUCAGUGGCACAGUGUUUCAGUUCAUUUGUAUGAACCACGAUGCGAUGAAAAUUGUAGGUGCAUAGAACUAUGACUGGUUAAGCGACUACAAUAUUGCAGACCCUAUGUAAAAUUAAAUGAUUUGGUAAAUACGUUAAUUUGUAUAUCGCAUAGUAUAAUUUCU
Molecule: messenger RNA, 1866 nt
Organism: Diatraea saccharalis (sugarcane borer)
Lineage: Eukaryota; Metazoa; Arthropoda; Insecta; Lepidoptera; Crambidae
Source: the annotation of a GenBank genome assembly